GAAAAUGGAUUGAGUAGGGACGAGAAGGACUGGGCAGGAGAUCUAAUGACGUUUGGAGUAGGGGACAAGAUUUAAUUGUGAGUGACUGGCGGAAGAAGCAGGAAGUGAAUAAAGGAAAGCCAGACAGGCCCGUGUGGGAGUGAUUGGCAGCCUCACAAUGGAAAGGGGCGGUGAGAGCGAGGCCGGGGGCGUGGCUUAGUCUCUAUUUGCUUUGCCCUUACCUGGCAGGAGCAGUGUGUGUGUGAGACACCGGCCUGGGAACUGGGUGAGCUGCAGAGUGUGUUUAUCCUGGCGGGUGAGUCACAGGGAGCUUGGGAAGGAGCCAGUCUGUGCCAGUGACUGCAUUGCGGUGACUGAAGCCUGUGUGAGGACAUGAUGGCAGCUGUGUGUGACAUAAACACUUCCUGAUCCCUCGUCCUAUCAGCUGUGGCCGGCAUGUCUCUCCCCUCGGGCUGCCUCAUCAUCCUGGGGAUCAUCCACUUGUUGCCAACAGCCAGGAGCCUGUCCAGCGAUGUUGUCUAUACCUCGGAAUUCUUCUCCCAGAUUCAACAGCAGCUCUCCUUUUACAACUGGUACGGGAAUGCGCGGCUAUUUCAAUUCCGGGUGCCCCCUGACACCGCUCUCCUCCGAUGGCUGCUACAGGCCUCGCGGGACAAAGCUGACUGCAACGAUGCAGAAAUUACUGUACAUUUCCGUCAUGGAGCCCCACCGGUGAUUAACCCUCUGGGCACAGCUUUUUCCGCUGCCACUCGUGUCCCUUAUUCUUUUAACAUGACAAUGACAUUUACAAACUCGUUGAACAAUAACACCUUCUUGAAUAUCACCAACCCUGAGCCGGGAGACUGGUAUAUCGUGGCCCACCUGCCCAGAGAUCCAGAAAAAAUCCAAAUCCAGGGUUUCACCAGUUCAUGCAAGUACUUUUUCCAGCCGGAUCUAUUUAUUCUUCGGGAGGUUGAUAUCCCAAUAUUACAGGCAGACACGCCCACGCAGAAAACAUUGUCACAAUCUGGAAGCUCGGCAAGUUUCAAAAUGUUUAUACCCGAAUACACCCGGGAACUGAGGCUUCAGCUGCAGAAUUGCACCUUGGACACCACACGGGUCCCUUGCCCACUGCUGGUUACAGUGGGAUCCAUCUCGGAGCUGCCGUCUGCCCAAAGGACAAUGAACUGCAGUGAAAACCCCGAAUGUGCUCUCCUCUUACACUCCCCGCCCUGGGGAAAAUGGCUGAAUGUGCUAGUGGAGAUCCCCCAAGGGAUAAACUCCAGCGUGUCAUUCGAGAUCCUCCACAAAACCUCAGCCUGUAAACCAGGGAAAGUCAUGAGCCGAAGGUCGGCGUUUACAUUAAUGGAACAAGCAAUUCUCAAAGCUGCCAAAAAUGCCACCCAGGCCGACACCAAUGAAACCCAGUUGCUUGCCGUUGGCUCUGGCUCCUGUCUGAACAAGUACCCGUUAAUACGGGAAGAUCUUGAUGUUGUGUCGGUCAGGUUCCAGUCCGUUAAAAACCCAUAUGUAGCAGUUUCAGCUGAAAUGCCCUCGAUUAUGCUCCUCAAUCUCGAUUCCGAUAUGGACAGCGGUGGAAUGCUGAAAAUAUCUUUGCAGCUGAACAAGACGACCAUGGGAAAUUCCUCUGCGACUGUGAUCGCUUGUUUGAGCGCUGAUUCCCCUGUACUCACAUUUAACACCUCCCAGAACUGCGCAACAGCUUUUUCUCAGGGUUAUACAUUACUAAUGGACCGCUCCAUGGCAGACGUUUCACUAAACAUCCCCUUCCCAGUGACGGCCAGUUGGUACCUAUCUAUGCAGCUGCUUUGCCCACUGAAUGACAGUGACUGCCAGUCCCUGUCCCCUAGAGUACUUUUUGGUUCUGCUCUCAGUCCAUGCGAAGAUAACUGCGGGCCCAAUGGAGAUUGCCGGCUUCUGCGAAGGAAUGGUUACCUCUAUGCUGCCUGCAGCUGCAAGGCCGGCUGGGCCGGCUGGAGCUGUUCAGACAACAGUAAGGUUCUCUCCUACCAACAACAAUUGGUCGCCACUUUGCUGCUGACACUGAGCAACUUCAUGUUCAUACCCACCAUCAUUGUGGCAGUUUACAAGUUUUACUUUGUGGAGGCUGCAGUGUAUGCAUACAACAUGUUCUUCUCCACCUUCUAUCACGCCUGUGACCAGCCUGGGGACGCAGUGAUGUGCAUCAUGGACUAUGACACCUUACAGUACUGUGAUUUCUUUGGCUCCGUCGUGUCCAUAUGGGUGACCAUCCUCUGUAUGGCCAGACUGAAGAAAACUCUGAAAUAUGUCUUGUUUAUGCUGGGCACACUACUUAUUGCCCUUUCUAUGCAGCUAGACCGGAAAGGAAUCUGGAAUAUGAUGGGACCUUGCCUAUUUGCACUAGUUAUACUGGUAAUCACAUGGACUUACCGUGGAGUACGGCGCCGGCACUGUUACCCUCCCAGCUGGAAACGCUGGCUCUUCUACUUGGUUCCGGGAAUUUCCCUGGCGCUCAUUGCUCUUUCCAUCUACGUCUUUGCACAGACCAACACCAAUUACUUUUACACUCACAGUCUCUGGCACAUCAUGGUGGCCGGAAGUGUGGCCUUCUUGCUCCCGCCGCGAGACAAGAAGAAGAAACCGUGGGAUUUUAAACAGCUGCUGGGCUGUCGGUACAAGAUCUGCCACGAUGACCGGGAGGAAUUAUUUGUGGCGACGUGAGAAUUCACAACGGGACAGUUUUUAUUUCUUUCAGACACAUGCGCGAGGGAGGCGAGAUGUUCUAAGACUUGAAACCGGUGCUUCUACACUACAAUCAUAAUAGGCAAGAAUAGCUCGAAUCGUGUAAUAAAAACCCAAAGAGGGGAGAAGUGGGUUUUUGGAAAAAAAUAUGUAUAUUUUGCUGCAAUGAUGGAAGAAGACUGCCAGUGCUGGGCUUCUGGAACACGAGUUUACAACUAUAUCAUUAUUUUUCCAUUUUCUGAUUGGGAGAAGUCAUUGUUCCCAGCACUCCUUGCCUUUUUAUGCAUUUUCGUCAAAGCCCAUGUUCCUAAUUCUGUAGACACCAUUAACCAACCAAAUUAAAGGAUAUGUA
This is a messenger RNA of Xenopus laevis (African clawed frog), 3076 nucleotides long. It is a transcript of the gene pgap6.S, whose product is annotated as post-glycosylphosphatidylinositol attachment to proteins 6 S homeolog. Gene Ontology annotation, cellular component: plasma membrane; membrane. Lineage: Eukaryota; Metazoa; Chordata; Amphibia; Anura; Pipidae. The coding region runs from base 436 to 2703 and encodes 755 amino acids. The record is from RefSeq and is a predicted model, not a curated record. The transcript is spliced from 13 exons.